Iphiclides podalirius (scarce swallowtail) is the source of this 234-nucleotide messenger RNA. NCBI's taxonomy places the organism in Eukaryota, Metazoa, Arthropoda, Insecta, Lepidoptera, Papilionidae. The record is from the annotation of a GenBank genome assembly.
AUGAUUGAGACCUUUAGUAUCUUUGAAAUAUGCUGGAUACUGCGCUGUGUCCCCGGGCGAGAAGCAAGAUCCACGCUGCUCUCCAUUCUGACCAUCCGCGUCGCCAAAUGUCGACUGUAUCUCCUCCUUGUUCUCAUCGGGAGGGAACGGUACGUCCUGUGGCCAGAGGGUGGGCGUUGUCCCGUUCUUGAAGAUAAGAUGCGGCGAAACGUCUGCAAAAGUGGAAUACACAUA